Messenger RNA from Neltuma alba, 1146 nucleotides. Its product is annotated as WUSCHEL-related homeobox 9-like. The transcript has 4 exons. Gene Ontology annotation, biological process: regulation of developmental process. Lineage: Eukaryota; Viridiplantae; Streptophyta; Magnoliopsida; Fabales; Fabaceae. The record is from RefSeq and is a predicted model, not a curated record. Gene Ontology annotation, molecular function: DNA-binding transcription factor activity; DNA binding. The coding region runs from base 1 to 1146 and encodes 381 amino acids.
AUGGCUUCUUCUAACCCUAACAGACACUGGCCAAGCAUGUUCAAGUCCAAGCCUUGCAGUAACUCCCUCCACCACCACCACCAAUGGAAGCUUGACAAUAUCAACUCCCCUUUCAUCUCGCCUUCAAGCUGCCACAGAACCUCUUACACAUCUGGAGUUGAGGAGGAGAGAAGUGCAGAGCCGAAGCCAAGAUGGAACCCAAAACCAGAGCAGAUUCGGAUACUAGAAGCCAUAUUCAACUCAGGGAUGGUGAACCCUCCAAGAGACGAGAUCAGGAAGAUCAGAGCCCAACUCCAGGAGUAUGGCCAAGUCGGUGAUGCCAAUGUCUUCUACUGGUUCCAGAACCGUAAAUCCAGAUCCAAGCACAAGCUUCGUAAUCUCCACAACUCUUCUAACGCCCACCAAACCCAAAACUUAAGCAAUUCCACUCACAAAGAAAUCAUAACACCACCUAAUAAGGCAUUUGUGUCUAAUAUUGUCUUUUCCGAUGUCUCUUCUGAUAUUGUAGUUCCCAUUUCUUCUGCCCCGCGGCCACCAACACCGCCAUCUCCAACUCCGCCUCAGCCUUUCUUCUUUAUUCCUGGGCAGCAGAAUGGAGGAGCUGGAACAGCGGCUAAUAGUGCUGUUCCUGCUCCUAUUACACAAGGUUUUUGCUUCUCUGAACUAUCAAGUGUGGUUCAACCUGAUGGUCCUCGUGAUCAUCAUCAACAAAUCAAUGUUGGGUCUUGCACUAAUAGUCUUUUGCUUAACGAAAUCAUGAUCCAUUCAUUUUCCAAGAAUGACCAAGAGAAGGUUAUUAUGCAAAUGCAACAACACCUUCCAACCACUCACACUACUGUCCCUCCCGCCACUACCACCACUGUUACUGUUCCAUCCCCCAUCUCUCAGAUUCAAGGGACGGAAGAGGGCCGACCUGGUGCUCCGAUGAAAUCCACGGUGUUCAUUAACGAUGUCGCAUUCGAAGUGGGUGUGGGACCCCUCAACGUGGGGGAGGCCUUCGGCGACGAUGCGGUGCUCAUCCACGCCUCCGGUCAGCCUGUGCUCAUCGACGAAUGGGGCGUCACUCUCCAGCCUCUCCAGCACGGCGCAUUUUAUUACCUGGUUUGGAAGGAAGAAAUAUGUGGAGGAGGACGGAAUGGGAUUUAA